CGACCACAUCUCAUCUGGAGAUAUUAGCCAUCUCGGCUCCAUACAGCGCCUGUAAAAUGACAGCCUUCAAAGGAAUAUGGACAAGACAAUUUUGGACCUCCAUGGCGGGGGAAUUCUUAGCUGUUUUUCUUUUUCUGGUCGUUAGUUUAGGUUCCACAGCAGGGAUAACCAUACCAGGACCCAGCGAAACGCACAUUGCACUCUGCUUUGGAUUUAGCAUUGCCAUCCUAAUUCAUUGCUUUGGGCACAUAUGUGAAGCCUACUUGAAUCCUGCGGUGGCAAUGGCCAUGAUUUGCACCAAGAAAAUCUCAGCUGCCAAAGGCAUCUUCUACAUCAUUAUUCAGUGUCUGGCAGCCAUCGCUGGAGCUGGGGUGGUAGCACUAAUCACACCUAAUGACAAGUGGCCAGUGGGAAUAACUAAGGAACAUGAAACCAUUUCUCACGGCCAGGCGCUGCUUGUGGAAACGCUUAUUACUUUUCAGUUAGUCUUCACAAUAUUUGCAUCAUGUGACAAAAAAAGAAGUGAUAUCAAAGUGCCAAUUCCUCUUAUCAUUGGUCUAUCUGUAACCAUCGGACACCUCUUUGCAAUUAAGUACACAGGUGCCAGCAUGAAUCCAGCGAGGUCUUUAGGAACAAGUGUUGUUUUUAAUCAUUGGGAGAAUCACUGGAUCUACUGGAUUGGCCCAAUGAUGGGCGGUAUCCUGGCCAGUUUUGUCUACGAGUAUUUAUUCUGUCCUGAUCCAGAAGUUAAAUUACGUCUGCAAGCCAAUUUUACAAGGCAACAAAAUGAGGAUGAAUCUGUUCAAUUGACAGUGCAUCCAGGGGAUGGAGGAGAAUACAACAAAUUGGAAGCCACCGCAUAAAAAUAUGAACUGUGUCAUUUGUGAAUUCCACACAAGGUUUUCUACGAAAAUGCUUUUGUUUAAAAUAAUUAUGUUUUUACUAGUGAUACCAAGGAAAAUGGCUACUGAUGUUAAACAAACAGAUUCUCCGGUAGAAUACAUAGAAAAUAUUAUUUUAAAGGAGAAGGAAAGCUACUCAGGAAUUUUAUUGCCAAUAGAUUAGUCACAAUAGUGCAAGCUAGAACGCUAUAUUUAUUUUGCAGUAUGCUUUACCAUACCUGAGUAAACAGCCAUAAAAGCUAUCCUUGUUUAAGAUAGUAUCAGCCGUUUUAGUUUGGUCUGACUUCACUUCCAGGAAGCAGCGCGCAGGCAGGGAACAGCUUUCAGCUCAGAUUAUAGCAGAGAGGGGAGGGGGGUGGAGGAGAAGGAGGGGGGAAAAAGGGGAGCAAACACAGUCUGACACAGAAUAUCAUGUGUACAGGAUAGAAGGAAAAAUAUAAUAUUUAUUUUCAAAGAGGACUCAGUGCAGCGUUUCUGUGAGUGCUUAUGGCUGUAUUUACAUAGACCUUUCUGAUAAAGCUUACUUAGUUUUUACCUUUCCUUCUCCUUUAAUGGAGGCUAGAUUACCACUACCAGUAUGGAGUGAGACUGCAAGUAAAUCAAUACAUAAGUUUAGAAAACUGUUCACCAAAACAGUUCUUUAUUGAUAUAGAAAUGUGGUUAAUCAAUUUGUAUUUAUUUAUUUUUAUUGUUUGUUUUUAAAUAUUGUGUCGAUAAAAUAUACUCUUCUUACAAUGAAUUCUGCCUCGAAUUCUGGCAGAGCAAACAGAAAGGGUGUGCUGUUUACAAUUAGUUCCAAACUCUUUCUCUAUGCUGCCUGUGCUAUUAUGCAUAACAAAGGACUAAAUGGGGAGAAUCUAUGGGACAGGAGAGAUCCUUCGGGAGCAUCUUCUUUUUAGAAGGAUCUACUGUAAAAAGGGUUCAGAACAACUGGUAUAGAAAAUUUUUAGAAGAAUUCCUAAUUUCCAGGAUUAUGUUGAAUGUACAGUCGUUAUACAUUGUAUUUCUAAUGAUUUAUUGAGGUAGAGAUUUUCCGUUUUCCUUUAGCUGCUCCUCAGACACAUUAUACAUUUCAGGUCUCUGGGCAUUCUGCCUUCCCCCAGCUCAGAGUCAUGUUAUAUAGAAAGGAGAGGAUUCCUGGCAGAGUUUUGAGCAUCAAAAGUGAAAUGUAUAAUAUUUAUAAUAUUUAUAUCUAAUGACUACUUUACAGUUACAGGUAUUAUCUUAGAAUUUGUUGGAUCUUUAUUAAUAAAA
This is a messenger RNA of Xenopus tropicalis (tropical clawed frog), 2156 nucleotides long. Its product is annotated as provisional ortholog of aquaporin 4. The record is from RefSeq and is marked predicted. Gene Ontology annotation, molecular function: water channel activity; channel activity. Lineage: Eukaryota; Metazoa; Chordata; Amphibia; Anura; Pipidae. Gene Ontology annotation, cellular component: membrane; sarcolemma. Gene Ontology annotation, biological process: intracellular water homeostasis; transmembrane transport.